Messenger RNA from Caenorhabditis remanei, 2829 nucleotides. RefSeq lists its product as uncharacterized. NCBI's taxonomy places the organism in Eukaryota, Metazoa, Nematoda, Chromadorea, Rhabditida, Rhabditidae. The transcript has 8 exons. Bases 1 to 2829 code for a protein of 942 amino acids. The record is from RefSeq and is a predicted model, not a curated record.
AUGGCACCGACGGGUCAAGGUGGGCAAUGGCAGGAAGUGUUGUGCUGCUCUGUAUGCAACAAACAUUUCAACGAAACAUUCCUUCCAGUGAGUUUGAUCUGCGGACAUGUUAUAUGUCGUAGAUGCGCAGAAAAACCAGAAAAUAAGAACAAACCUUGCCCUCAUGAUGAUUGGAAACCGACUACACCUCUUUCUGAAUAUCCCAACAACGUAGCUCUUCUCUCUGUCAUAUUUCCUCGUAAACAGUGUAUGUCAUUUUCUGGAGCAAAAACCAACGAUGAGAAGCGAAUCGACCAACUUUCAAUUCAAAUCGCAAAGUUUUUCCGGGAAGCAGACAGCGAACGCGGUGGUACUGUCUCUAGUAGAGACAUAUCCCGGACGCUGCAGAGAAAAGUUCUAGCACUUCUUUGUUAUCAAUGGCGUGAAAAUGACGGACGUUUGAAAACUUUGAAGAUGUGUCGUGGAAUCAGUGAACGAGUCAUGAUAGAGAUUAUUCUUUCGAUUCAAAGCAAUACCCAUGUCAGCAGCCAGUUGUGGUCGGCUGUGCGGGCUCGUGGAUGUCAAUUCCUGGGACCAGCUAUGCAAGAUGAUGUUCUACGAUUAAUUUUAAUGACAUUGGAAACUGGAGAAUGUAUAGCUCGCAAGAAUCUUGUUAUGUACGUAGUUCAAACACUGGUAUCCGAUUAUCCGCAAGUUUCGAAGACAUGUGUUGGGCAUGUUGUUCAACUACUCUAUCGAGCUUCAUGCUUCAAUGUAAUUAAAAGAGAUGGUGAAUCGUCAUUGAUGCAAUUGAAAGAAGAGUUCAGGACAUAUGAUUCCUUGCGUAGAGAACACGACUCGCAGAUCGUGCAGAUAGCAUUUGAAUCAGGACUUCGAAUCGGACCUGAUCAAUGGUCAGCUCUUCUUUAUGCAGAUCAGUCUCAUCGUUCACAUAUGCAAUCCAUCAUUGAUAAACUUCAAUCACGAAACACUUACCAACAAGGAAUUGAGGAACUUCGGACGCUUACCACUUCAAAUUCUUCAAUGUUGAUCCCUGCUUAUCGAUACUUUCUGUCUCAAGUGAUAUCAUGUCUUGAGUUUUUUGCUGCACCAGAGCACGAGGAUACUUCCCAGAAAGCUGUAGCAGAAUCGUUAUCUCAAAUAAAAACACUCCUAAAGCUUCAUUGCUCCCAAGACGACCUAAGGAAAGCUCCGAAAGAAGAUCGGCGAGUAAUUAUAGCACAUUCACCUCUGAUGCCUCACGGAGUUGUUCAAUCCAUCUCAUAUGUCGAUGAAAACGGCCGUUCUUCGAGCAGAACAGCUUUCAAACAGUCAUCUGAAGAUAAAAAGAAAGAUCACUCUGCACCUCAGACAACACCAAGCUCAAAAAAUCAGCCUCAGCUACAACAGCAACAAUCUCCAUAUACUCCUCGGCAAAAGCGUUAUCAAAUGGGGAUCCCACCAAAUCGUAUGGGGUACGCACCACAUCAAAAUCACUUUUCUGGUGGUCCACCUCAAAUGCAACCUCAUUAUUUCGCUUCUCAACCAAUCGGAUCUCCAGCAAUGCAACGAAUUCGGGGACGACAAAUGAACGGGAUGCCACCACAACCGAUGCCUCGUCCUGGACCUAUGCCCAUGCUGAUUGGAUUCUCACCAGAAAUGAUGGGACCAGGAGGAGUUCCCCCGAAUAGUUCUAUGAUGCAAACAGCGGAAGUGUUAACAGCAGAUGGUCAACCAGCUGUAAUCAAUGGAACGCCACAGAGAGUAGUAAUAAUGCAAUCACCAACACAUAUGCCUGGUGGACCUGUUGUCAUGAUACCACAACAGCCGCUAGGUUCUUCGCCUACACCAGUUCCUAUGGGUGCCAUGACACCUACAAUUCCUGUUCAAGUUCCACCGAAUGCGAUUUGGACUGCAACAUCACCUACUGGAAGUGUUAUUUAUCCUGCUGCUUCACCGCCGGGCCAACAGCCGCAUACCAUCUGGAUACAAUCAACUGAUGGAAAUGUCUUCCCAAUGUUCGAUCGCGGUACAGGAAUGGUUUGGGGACCAACAACAAUGUUGCGAGAGAGUGGAGCUGAUGCAGAGCAACUUCUUGCGAAAAGACAUGAAAUUUUGAAGCGUUUACAGCCUUCAGAAGACGAUGAUGAUCCAGAAGAUGGUGGAAUAGGGCAUGUUUCGUAUACUGUUGCCUCUUCGGUUCUCGAUGACAGAAUGGAUCAUCAUCCUAUGGCAAUGAUACCUGUUUCGAACAUUGAUCUUCCGGCGAUUCCAAUAAAUUUUGCUAGUAUGCCCACUGAGGAGACAAUGACAAUGAUUGGGGAAAUGGUGCAAAGUCGUUCAAGGGCUCCUUCUCUAACUGCUCAAACAAGCGGACAACAGAUCAUUGCUCCGAUUGUUUCAUCAUCCACCGCAACUGUGCAGUCGGAAUGUGCUCCCACCAUGCCUCAACCAGGGAUCCCAAUGGUAUCUGUGCCUGUUCAAGUACCCGUUGUUCCAGCUGAACCGUUCAAUCCAUCUGUACCUCCACCACCCCAACCUGGGCAGACAAUGCUUGUGGAUAGUGCGACUGGGUUAUUGACUCCAAUGAGACCGAUUCUUGUUGCUCAUCCACAAAAUGUCGUUUCCAAUUCGCUAGAUAAGAUUGUGGAUGUCAAGGAGAGGCUGAGCGAAGCACAAGGGAACGUAUCGGAAGCUGAAAACGCUCAUUUGCGAAUGGAAUUGCGAAUGGCCGAAAGUGAAAUGGCCCAUCUCGAUCCGUACACAAAGAAUAACUGUUUACUUCGUGAACUGCAUCAAGUUGAUAUGGAACUUCAACAGCUUCAUAUCAAUCCGGCAGUUGAAGGAUAG